AUGUCCGACGCCAUUUCCAAAGCACCUGAGACUUAUCCAUUCGAUAACACGGUCGGGGCGUACUACUUUGUUCAGGACGAUACAAAGAUCUUUUUCGGUAAAGAGCCUGGAAAUUACUUCCGACUUUAUAAUGGCAUUCGUGUUUAUACGGACCGCAACACCCACGAGACCUACACCGUCGCGGCAAAUGGCGCGCGUGUUCCUUUCAACACCACACCACGCACGGUAGCCCGCGACACAGCCCUAUACAAGUCACGUCAGGCACUAUCACGAACAACGAGCUCAUCUGCGCAGCAGUCCAGUCGCAGCCCUGGCGAGUCCACCGGUUCCCGCUCCCCAGAGGUCGUGGUGGGGUCUUUAGACAGUGGCUACGGCACUUCAUACUCAACCGCUUCCCUCACCAAUCCCGCCAAGCAGAGUCUCAGUACCAGAGACCGACAAAAUGCAUCCGAUGACAUGAACAACAUAAAGUCACAUCUCAAGGGCAUGAAAAUAUCAGGAAAUACACAGACCGCGGACAACAGCUUUACGCAAGAGGCCACAAACAUUCCUGGCGUUUACGAGAUUGUUAUCAAAGCUGCUGACAAUAAACCACACUCGACAUAUCGUGUGGGGGAUUUCAAAGGCACUACUAGCAAGGCUGCAAGAGAAAAGGGCAUACGAUCCACCAAGUUGAUUACAGGCACCGGGGGUCAGAAUGAAGACCGAAUCGACGCUCGCUACAAAACUCGCUCACGCAAGGGCCAUCGGUUCCGAAGCUAUGAGGUCAUCGAGACACUGGAAGCAGACCCGCCGCCUCCAUUACAGAGUCGUCUUACAACGGUUACGAAUGAUCCCGCUUAUGGACGACAUCGAGUGAGACCACGGAAAUGGAUCGUCAUAGAAGAUCAUGACACUUCAUGUUCAGUGGUCCCAAUACGCACGUACUUCGGCUAUGGUGUUUCGUAUCAGAAUGUGAGAAAGUCGGACCACAUGAUCGUGCACAGCAAUGACCCUGCGAACCCACCUCAACCCCUUGCUGCCGAAGAAGCAAGACGAGGCACGAACGGUGAACUCAGCGAAGACGGAAUGAAAGUUCCGCCAAUAGCUGUUUCUAUGUCUGAACCGGGCGCCAGACUUGACUCGAUGUCCCGAGUGGACCUCUCCAGAGUCUCCACGAUCAAGCACGACACUCCGGUUCGUGAGCUCGGUAGAAUAGAGAAUACGCCUCCAACAGAUCCGAGACGCGAGUUGUUGCUUCACCAAUACCGGAGCUUUCGACAGCGCACCCCCAGUAUCACGGGUGCUGCACCUGCGGAUAGUGCGACCACCUACCUCGGCAGAUCCGGAGCUCCAUCUCAGGCUGCCCGCAGAACGGGCAAUCCAGACGACGACAACGACCACGCUAGCAGCGACGAUGACGACGAUGGCAAGGAUGAAAAUCACAAUACCAGGGAUCAGGACGCUAUGAUGAGAGCAAGGAGAUUCAGGGAUGCAAUCCUUCAACUACGGCAGCAGAAUAGAACAUACGCAGCAGCACUCAUGAGCCACUUACGAGACAAUGGCUAUACGUAUGAAGCAGCAUAUCGACAUAUGCUGGCGAGCACUACACAAAACAACAGCCGCGCCGUGCCAAGCUCCACGCAGACCGCACAGCCUUCAAGGCGCCGGCAGAGGGUCGAUCAUGCAAGCUCAGAAGAGAGCUCAGAAGAGAGUUCAGAUAGCUCAGGAGACGAUACAGAACAUGGCUGA
Molecule: messenger RNA, 1731 nt
Organism: Zasmidium cellare ATCC 36951
Lineage: Eukaryota; Fungi; Ascomycota; Dothideomycetes; Mycosphaerellales; Mycosphaerellaceae
Exons: 5
Coding region: 1-1731 (576 amino acids)
Source: RefSeq, a predicted model, not a curated record